Messenger RNA from Drosophila takahashii, 3075 nucleotides. It is a transcript of the gene Tmf, whose product is annotated as TATA element modulatory factor. Gene Ontology annotation, cellular component: Golgi apparatus; endoplasmic reticulum. Lineage: Eukaryota; Metazoa; Arthropoda; Insecta; Diptera; Drosophilidae. The record is from RefSeq and is a predicted model, not a curated record.
ACAAUGAGCUGGUUCGAGAAGGCCAAAACGGUGCUGAUCGAGGCGCUGGACAUUCAGGAUGACGACAGCAAGGCGGAAAAGGGGGACUUGGAGUCGCCAGGAGCAGCGGCGGAGGGUGGCGUUGCAGCUGGUAAUACCACAUCCACGGAGGCACAUCCACUCCCAACCACGCCCCCCUCCGAAACGCCCACUUUCUUUGACAAUCCGCAUGCCAACGAGAUGGUCACCAUUCCGCCCACGCCCACUUCUACAUCCGCCUAUGGAAAGCGCCAGUCGGCCACCUCGGACUCGGUGGAUCUGCUCUCCUCCUCGCCCACGUCGCCCACGACGCCAAUCUCGCCCAGCGGCGACGUGGUGGCCAAAUGCAUGUCCGAAUCCUCGCUAGAACUCAUAACCGCCACGACGGCCAGCGAAAUGGAGAUGUCCCCGGACACGGAGCCCUCGCUGCCGGACAGCAUUGUGAUCAUCGCCAGCAACGAUACAUCGGACAAUGCAGAGGGCGAUGGCGAGGAUGAGGAGGAGGAGAGGCACCUGGAGGAUCACUUAAACGAUUCCACUAAAACCAUGAAAGCUUUGGUUUUGAGUGACAUUCAGGCCACUGGAACUGCCGAUUCCGAUUCCACGCAGAGCUUCGAGGACAUCCAGCUGCAGAUGAGCCGCCAGCCGCCCGCAGCCGCCAAGCCCGAUCAGAGCUACUCCUCCACCUCCUCGGACAUUGAGAUCAUCUCGAAUCCGAACGGUGACUCCAGCACGAAUAGCACCACCACGCGCACCAGUCCGCAGAAAUUCAAGGAGCAUCUAGCGGCGGCGGCGGCAUCGGCGGCACCUGGAAAGACUCUUCCCAAGUCAAAGGGCCAUCAUCGCGAGCCCUCGGAGAUCUCUCUCCUCUCGGAGGACUCGCAAUCGGAGCUGGACAAGCUGGUGCAGCGGAUCAGCGAGCUGAACCAGGUGAUUGAGGCGCGCGAGCAGCGUUUGCUGCAGUCGGAGCGCCAGAAUGCCGAGCUACUCGAGCGCAAUCAGGAAUUGCGCGAAGCGGUGGCCAAUAAUGCCAACAGUCCCGAGGCAGCGGAGGCAGUGCAGCGUCUUUCUGCCUUGGAGAAGAAAUUCCAGGCCAGCAUACGCGAACGCGACGCGCUGCGCAUUCAAAUGAAGAGCCUGCGGGACGAACUUCAAAACAAGAUACCCAAAGACGAGCUAGCCGAGUGCAAUGAGAUGAUCGCCGGGCUGCAGUCCGAGGGCGAGAAGCUCUCCAAGGAGAUCCUGCAGCAAUCGAACAUCAUCAAGAAGCUGCGCGCCAAGGAGAAGACCUCCGAUACGCUGCUCAAAAAGAACGGCGAGCAGAUCUCGCUGCUGUCCAGCGAAUCGGAGCGUUUGAAGAAAUCGCUGGCCGCCAAGGAGGAGAUGGAGCGCUCGCAAAUCGAGGCCGUUUGCCGGAUGACGGCGGACAAAAAGCGCGUCGACGAGGAGAACGCCGAUGGCCGCAGUCGCAUCGAGGAUCUGCAAUCCCGUUUGGCCGCCCUGCAGGCCAGUUUCGAUGGUCUGAAGGGCGAUCUGCAGAAGCGCACGCGUCACGAACAGGACAGCCUGCGCGCCGAGCAGCAGGAGUACGUCCAGCAGGUCGCCGAUCUGCGCGAGAAGCUCCGACUGGCGGAGCAUAGCCUGGCCAGAAAAGAGCAACAGUUGCGCGAGGAGAAUCGCCAGCUGUUGCAUCGCCUGGAGGCGGCCGAGCUGCGAGCGGAGAGCUCCACGCAGGAGCUGGGCGCCACCACCACGCCGCUCAUCCGUCAGAUUGAAUCGCUGCAGCGAUCUUUGGAUCAGCGUACGGCUGGAUGGAAUCGCGAGGAGCAGCAGCUGCUACAGAAGCUGGAUGACUCGCAACUGCAGCUGCGCUCGCUGCAGCAACUGGAAUCGGUGCAGGGCGAGAAGCAGGAGCUGCUGCGCACCCGCUGCGGCCUGCUGGAGGAGAAGCUAUCGAAUGCGCUGAUGGAGGCGGAGGCCGCCAAGAUGGCACUGCGUCAGCAUGAUUUGGACCGGGACACCAAGGAGUUGGAGCACAAGAGACAACUCAGCCGCCUGCAGGAGGAGCUUGAGCAGCAACGGGAGCAGUUAAGCCAGCUGGAGCAGCAGUGCCAGCUAGCGAAGGCCGAGGCGGAGCAGGGCAAACAGCCCAGCCUGCUGACCGUGGAGGCGGUGAAGGCGGCGGCCAGCAGCAGCGAGCAGUUGCAGCUGCCCAAAUCGCCGCCGCUCAGCCUGGCGGAUGAGAGUGGCUCCAAUGAGGAGCACCUGGGCGGCAUCAUCGACUGGCAGGCGGACGACCUCGAUUGUGCCUCCAAUUCGGGCCGCCAGCCAUCGGGCAUCGUUCAGGGCGUCCAUCUGAGCUUUCUGGCGGCCAACACCAGCACUUUCGAGCACCUGCAGGCCCUGCUGAAGCAGCGCGACGGCGAGCUGAGCCAUUUGCAGUGGGAACUAUCGCGACUGCAGGCCGAGCGCAGCGUACUCGACGGCGAGAUAUCCAGCCUGACCAUCGAACUGGAAACGAUGAAGGAGAAGCUGCAGGUGUACGAGGUGAUGGAGAAGGGCUACGAGGAUCUGCAGCAUCGCUACGAUGCCUUGCUUCAGAUGUACGGCGAGAAGGUGGAGCGCACCGAGGAACUGGAAUUGGACCUCACCGAGCUGAAGACGGCCUACAAGCUGCAGAUCGAUGAGCUUCUGGCCGCACCGCCGCCCAAUCUCCAGCGGCCGGCGAGGCAGACAUGAUUGCCGGAGCGCAGGAUCGUCUCCCUGCCCGAAUUGCCAUGUCUGCGCCGCUGAUCCGUCUCCCAUUCCCAUUCCCAGUUUGCAAAUGUAUUAUGCUUUAUAUAUACACUAUAUAGUCUGGGGGAAGCCACUGCAAUCCUCCCAAGAAAUAACGAUAAAACUAUGAUUUGCGUACGCUCCUAGUUACAUUAUGAAUUAUGAUCGAUUGUGAUAAUUUAAUUUAUACUUAUACAUAAAGUUAUCGUCUAUGACUAUGUACAAAACUGUUUCUGUUCCGAGCAGUUUGCCUCUUGCAAAUAAAAAUCAAAUCAAAUAUCA